UUUAUUGACUGGCAUUUUCAGUCUCUCCGUUCCGCAGCCCUUUGACGUGGAGCAACCGUGUCCAGUUGAACUGAUCAGCCUCGCUUGCAGCAUUCUCUUUUCUGCUGUUCAUUCAUAUUUCAUUAAAGAAAAAAAAAAAAUAGUUGGACAUGACCACCUCUGACGUCUCCUCCACAAAUAAGCCUUCUCCUGAUCACCGCAACGGUGUGGUUCACAGAAAGGGUCUUGCACAAACAUCAAUGCUAGAUCCAUCUCCCGAUUCUGUACAUGUUCGCAAGCGCGACCAUGUCCUUCAAACCACGGAUGAUGACCGACAGGAGAUGGGAGACUUCAACUCCAAUAGCGACUCGAAACCAUCUGACCGACCGCAAUCCCUCUCUCCAAAUGAUGUCCCCAACUUCAUGUUGCUCAUCGUCUUGUAUCUACUCCAGGGCAUUCCUGUUGGCCUCUCCUUCGGAUCCAUACCAUUCUUAUUGAAAGCCAAGAUGUCGUAUUCUGAGAUUGCCAUCUUUUCUCUCUCUUCAUGGCCAUACUCUCUAAAACUGUUAUGGUCUCCUAUUGUCGACGCUAUUUACUGGCCUGAGCUGGGCCGUCGAAAGUCUUGGAUCAUUCCUAUCCAAACGCUGACGGGAAUACUGUUUUUGGCGUUGGGAUGGCAUAUUGAUGCCAUUAUGGCUGAGGAUAACAUCAAUAUCUACUUCAUUACCACUCUUUUCUUGGUCACCAUAUUCUUUUGCGCGACACAAGAUAUCGCCGUAGAUGGAUGGGCAUUGACCCUGUUGUCAAAGGAUAGUUUGUCCUAUGCUUCCACUGCUCAGACCAUUGGUUUGAAUACCGGCUAUUUCCUGUCCUUCACUGUGUUCUUGGCGCUCAAUUCAGCCGAAUUCAGUAACAAGUACUUGCGCUCAGCUGAAAAUGUUGCUGAAGUUGGGGUCAUGCCACUUGGCACCUAUAUGAUUUUUUGGAGUGUGAUGUACCUGCUUAUUACCGCUUGGUUACUCAUUGUGAAAACUGAGCGUCAAUCCACCUCAGACGAAGAUCUUUUAGGCAUUAGAGGUGUCUACCAUACUAUCUGGAAAAUUUGCAAAUUACCACAUAUGAAAUCUUUUGUUACUAUCCUAUUGGUAGCCAAGAUUGGAUUCAUCUGCAAUGAAGGCGUUACUGCUUUGAAACUUUUGGAGAAAGGGUUUUCGAAAGAAGAUCUUGCGCUGGCCGCGCUUUUGGACUUCCCAUUCCAAAUCGUUUUUGGAUACUAUGCUGCGAAAUGGAGUAGCGGACCCAAGCCGUUGAGACCUUGGCUUUACGCUUUCUAUGGCCGUUUGACCUGCGCUGUUCUGGGCAUGCUAGUCGUAUACUUUUACCCUGAGGGCCAAUCUAUCUCACUUUUCUACUUUUGUGUCAUCAUGUUAUCCACUGUGCUCAGCUCCUUCAUGUCUACUGUACAAUUCGUCAGUAUCUCUGCCUUCAUGACUAGCGUAGCUGAUCCUUUGAUUGGAGGUACAUACAUGACGCUUCUGAACACGUUCAGCAACUUUGGUGGAACCUGGCCCAAGUUUUUUGUCUUGGAAGCGGUGGACAAGUUUACUGUCACUACGUGCAGUGUACCUAACGCUGAUGGAUCAGAGAUGUCGUGCAUGACCGAAGCUGCCAAAAUCGCCUGUCAGAAGUUGGGAGGAACCUGCAUAAACCAACAAGAUGGAUACUAUUAUGCUGGCAGCCUUUGCGUCUUACUCGGCAUUACUCUCCUUGUGCUCUUUGUGAAGCCUGCCAUCUUGAAGAUCCAAACCAUACCCAAACACAUGUGGAGAUUGAAGGCAGCAGAAGACGAAAAGUCAAGUUUGUAGAGGUGCCGUAUAUCAUCCAACCGAUAUCAUUUUUGGUCAAAAAAAAAAAAAACGCCUAGACGAUAGGUCUUAGUAGAAGAAAAACAACUAGUUUUAGAAUGUAGGCUUGGAGAACAUAGUAUUCGAGAAGAACCUCAAGAGAAGUUCAAUAAAAAGCAAAGUUUUCAAUUUUUUUUUUUUUCAAAACUGCUA
Molecule: messenger RNA, 2036 nt
Organism: Umbelopsis ramanniana AG
Lineage: Eukaryota; Fungi; Mucoromycota; Umbelopsidomycetes; Umbelopsidales; Umbelopsidaceae
Exons: 7
Coding region: 150-1844 (564 amino acids)
Cellular component (GO): membrane
Molecular function (GO): acetyl-CoA transmembrane transporter activity
Source: RefSeq, a predicted model, not a curated record